AGUAAUUGUAACGGCAACUGAGUCAAAGCGAUAAUUUGUACGGAUAAAUUCAAUGACACGUUCGCUAGAAAUUGCAACUAGCAAUUGGAUCAAUUUUCCCUUACAAAUCGUUAGCCAUAAUCUUCAUCGAGUGGCUUAAGAAAUUGGGAAAUUCCGAUAAAUAUUAUCAGCAAGUAUGAUUUCCGAGUACAAUUCACAACAAAGCAUAAUCAUCAUUUUAUUUGCGAUAGUGAAUCUAAACAUAUCUCAUGAGUUGGCAAAAUGAGCACCAAUUCAGCAAAACAAAAGUCUAUUCUUAGUUCUGAAAUCGGUUUUUGUUUAAACUCUGAAUUAAAUUGGCGUAUAAUUAUGAAUGAUCCAAAAACGUAGGCUUAGAUGCAAUUUAUUUCGUUUUGUUUUGUGUACGGUUUCGUGCUGAUAAAGAGUGAUUUGCGUGGAAAAAUGAGUUCCAAUGAAACGAGCGUUUUUACAAUGUGUAACAUGUUGAAUCGUCACAAUACCAGUUUCGCUCCAUCUCAUUCGCUUGCAGCGUCGUCGCACUCUUUUUAUUUACAUAUCGAUUGCCCGUAUGAACCGAGAGCGCUGUGUGUUUACUCUUUGUAACACGGCUCUCUUAUCACAUUGCCGAUGUCAACGUUGAAUACAGUCAUCGUCAUUGUCGUCGUCAUCGCCAAUGGAAAAGAAGAUUCAUGUUUACUUAAUUUCAAUGCUUCGAUAAUCUUUGUGUAUAAAAAAGUCCCCGCCACACACAUGCUCAAAAAUCGUUCAUACAACAACACGCCAAUAGUUUCCAAUCAUAGAAUAUUUAAAUGUUUCUAUAGUUAUUAGCAUGAAGUGACACACAUAUACAGAUGCCCAAGUUUUUUUUUUCUUUCUUGGAAUGUAAUCGUAUGAACAUGAAAUCUAAUGACACUCUCUGUGUUACUAUCAAAACCAGUGGCACACGAAAUGGAAAUCCCAGUCGUUUAUAUGGUAGAUAUUUGCAUUUUUGAUUUGUUUGUGUUUCGGUCUUCAUUUAUUUAUUUUUUUCACAAAUGAUUUGGACUAAUAGAUUGACGUCGUUGAAAAGAAACGGCAACUAGUGAUGAUCGACAUUCGAAUACGUUUUACAUUCAUCGAUCUGGUGAAACGGAGCUGAUGGUUCAGCGCGCUAUUGUGAACGAAGAGAAACAAAAAAUUAUCCGCAAAAUUGUGACAAAGUGAAAUUCCAGCUUGAAUUAAACGCAAUGUCAUUUAGUUGUGUGUAGAUUUAUAACACAAAAACAUAAAUUAGAAUGCUGAGAUUUACAUGUGUAGUUUUAAUAAUAAGCAUCUUGGCCGUUGCUCAGUCCGCAAGAGUUUCAAGUCGAAAUCCAGUCACACAAACGACACAGAAUCGGAAUUCAGCCACGCAAACGACACAGAAUUGGAAUUUUCCUGCACAACAAUCGGAUGGCAGUUGGAAUUUCGGUGAACAGCGACCAGAUGAGAGUUUGAACUUCAGUGAGCAGCGACCAUAUCAGGGUCAGAGUUUCACUGAACAGGGCACAGUUCGAAAUCGAAACAAUAACGCAGGUGAACAACAACCGUAUCGGAGUCAAAGUUUCGUUGGACAGAGCGCAGAUCGAAAUCAAAACCACAAUACACCAAGAACGGACGAAAAACGAAGUUUUAUUGCAUUGCAGUCAGACCAGAGUCAAAGUUUUAACACACCGAGAACGGUAGAGAGCCAGAGACACAAUACGCAGAGACCCAGCCAGAGUCAAAGUUCCAACACACCGAGAACGGACCAGAGCGAGCGAUACAAUACGCAGAGACCCAGCCAGAGUCAAAGUUUCAACACACAAAUACCGAACGACAAUCGGAAUACACAGAGGCCGAAUGAUAAUCGAGGAUCAGUCGCACAAACGUCACAAUGUAACACAUUCGAAUGGCAAUGUGACAAUGGGCAAUGUAUUGAUUCAUCGGAAUCGUGCGACGGUGUACGGAAUUGCAGUGAUGGAAGUGAUGAAACCACGGAGAAUUGUAUAGCAUCAACAUGUCCGAGGAUUGCAUUUCGAUGCGCGUAUGGCGCCUGUGUAUCGGGGAAUGCCGAAUGUAAUCGCAAAAUCGAUUGCGUAGAUGGUUCCGAUGAAGCGUCAGAGAAGUGCCCAACCAAAAACGAGCAACAGCUACACGGCCAGUGUGGUCAGAAUAGUUUUCAGUGUGAUAAUGGUGAAUGUAUAAAUGUGGAUGCGAUGUGCGAUGGAAGCCCCGAUUGCAGUGAUUUAUCGGAUGAAACAGUGAGAUAUUGUUUUGGAACCCAUUGCCCGACAUUUGCAUUCCGUUGUGGAACUGGCGCUUGUAUUAGCGGCAAAAAGAAAUGCGAUUCCAGAAUUGAUUGUACCGAUGGAAGUGAUGAGAAUUGGGCUUUGUGUGGUAGAAGCAAGAAUCAUUCUUUAACAAAUCGGCCACCGGUGAUUCCGACGAAUCCAUCGCCAAUGAAUCCAUUUCAAACGGGUUCACCAGUUUCUCCAUUUCAAACGGGUUCACCAGUUUCUCCAUUUCAAACGGGUUCACCAGUUUCUCCAUUUCAAACGACCACAUCAUAUACAACACCAUCAAAUCUGGCCUCCUGUCGUGCGGAUAAUAUUCCAGUGAACGGAGAUGCGUAUUAUCAAUUCGAUCGAAAUAAGAAAGUGAUGUACGGUGAAAUUGUGGAAAAUUUCGUUAGUGUCAACUAUUCGUGCAUUGAAAAUCAUUAUUUGUUUGGAAACGGAACGAAUAUAUGUAUUGGUGGCCGUUGGCAAUCGCCAACACCGCAAUGCAAGCCAAGAUGUAGUGCUACCGAAAUUCAAGGCGUUACAAUAUCGGCGAAUUGCUUUUCGAUCAUCAAUAACACGCAAAAGUCGACAUCAUGUGUCCGACCGGUAGAGCCAGGUACAAUUGCUUACGUGAGCUGUCAGCAUGGUUAUGAAAAAACUGGGCCACAACAAACUCUCACGUGCCGUCAAGACGGACGAUGGAGUCCACAACCGCAAAAAUGCACGCAAAUUUGUGGAGAGAUCAAUGAGGGGUCCGCUUACGUCGUUGGUGGCGCCGCAACAAACAUUUCAAGAGUUCCGUGGCAUGUCGGCGUUUACCGAAAAAGAGACAACGAUGGAAAAUACCAACAGAUUUGCGGUGGAUCCAUUAUCACUUCCAAACUUAUCAUUUCAGCCAUGCAUUGUUUCUGGGAUGCAAGUGAAGAUAGCGCAUUUGCGCCGGAAGCCUUUCAAGUUGCUGUGGGCAAAACAUUCCGAGACUAUUCAGCUCACGAAGAAUACAAACCGCAAUUCUUUUCAAUUGAGCAAUUCCACUAUAUCUACGGCUAUAAUGAUUUAGCCAACUAUUAUGCUGAUGACAUCGCGUUAUUAGUACUUGACAAGCACAUUGAAUUCCAUUCAUUUAUUGCACCAAUUUGUUUACCACAAAAUCUGCAGUAUCAUGAGAAAAUCGUGCCAGUUGGUUGGAGAGGAAUCACAGCCGGAUGGGGACUUGAACAAUCAAAUGGCCAACCUAGUCCUGUUCUCAAGAAAAUCGAACUUCCAGUUGUCAGCCGAGAAGAAUGCAAAGAUAAAUCAUCAUCCGAAUUCGCCAAUUUUAUUACAUCCGACAAAUUUUGCGCUGGGUAUUUGACUGGCGCGAGCGUGUGUCAGGGUGACUCAGGUGGUGGUCUUGUAUUUCCGCAAACUGUUCGGCAGAAAACGACAUACAUCAUCCGUGGCAUUGUCAGUACGGGCGGCAAUAAGGCGGGCAGUUGUGAUAGUGACAAAUACACAACAUUCACGAACAUUGCAUUUCACAUGGACUUUUUGAACGCUCAUAUUUCCAAAUAUGAACCAAAGUACUAAUUUCUUAAAAUGUAUUUAAUUUGCAUACAAUUUUACCUAACGAUAUUUCGAAAUUGAAUAGAUUAAUUUAAAAGAAAUAAGAUCAUCACAAUACUCAGGCAAUGCGUGAAUCUUUUCUCUUGCAAGUAAAACGAAAGUCGACGCAUUUCGAUCAAAAGCAGCUAUCAGGUACAUUUCAAAUUGCAAUUAGAUUAAAACCUAUUUGUACUGAUCAAGUAGAGAGAGAGAGAGAGGGUGAGAUGAAACCGGUAGCAAGAAUGGAAAUUAGAUUUAAACAUCCCAAUCAAACAAUAAGUGUAAAUAUAAAUGUGAAUUUAGUUCGAAUUCGUAAUAAAGAAACGGCAAUUCCAGUCAGUGAAAAUAAAAACGAAAA
Molecule: messenger RNA, 4224 nt
Organism: Sitodiplosis mosellana (orange wheat blossom midge)
Lineage: Eukaryota; Metazoa; Arthropoda; Insecta; Diptera; Cecidomyiidae
Product: modular serine protease-like
Exons: 9
Coding region: 1275-3851 (858 amino acids)
Biological process (GO): proteolysis
Molecular function (GO): protein binding; serine-type endopeptidase activity
Source: RefSeq, a predicted model, not a curated record